GCGGCGCGCAGGGGUGCUAAUAAGACUAUAAUCCUGUUUUACAGUUCCAUCCGAUGCAGACAGUCGUCCCCAAUCCAAGGUCACCUUUCUGAGGUAGCCCCGCACCAUAAGCAGCUCGUGCCCUACCCAACUUCAUCCACUCCUCGCUCUCGCCAGUCUCACAUCACAACGCGCGGGUGCGUCCAGCUCAGUCAGUAUGUCCAACAGCGAAUCUGCUCCUGAGGGAAAGGACAAACAACCGCUCUCUCUUGGCGAGCCAUCAGCCGCAUCUGAGCCAACCUACAUGGCGGAGUACAAGACUAUCAGGGGCAAAAGUACGGUCGCGCGGCGCCUCCGGGCGCGGUAUCGGGAGAAACUCCAGGCGCGUGGCAUAAAACCCCCUCCUUCGCCACCUCCACCGCUGGAGCCAAUUCUCGACCCGCUAGGACAGGAGCUCCUCGACGCCGGCGGCGAAAUCAUCUCGGAACGCUACGGCCGCUGGGUCAUCAAACACGCCUGCGGCACGCGAGUGACCAAGUUCCCAUACGGCGGGGUCCGGCCCUCAGAGGUCGAAGCGCUACGGUUCGUGGCCGGACACACCAGCAUUCCCGUCCCGCGCGUCUACGACGUAGGGGAGCGGCACUUUACAAUGGACUUCAUCCCCGGCGAGACGGUCAAGCAAGCGUGGGACCGCACGCUCUCGGCAGAGGACAGGGCGCUGGUGGCUCGCCAGCUCAGGGACUACAUCACGCAGCUACGCGCCGUCAAGAGUCCCGACGGGAGCAUCUGCUCGUUUGGCGGGCGUGAGGUGAUUGACAACCGCUGGACGCCCGUCAAGGGCGGGCCGUUUGCGGACGAGGCUGCCUACAACGAGUUCCUGGUCUCGGGCCUGCGGGAGCAGGCGGCCGUUCGCGAGAUGGUACGCGCGCAACUGCGAUUACGGGCGGACCAUGAGAUAGUGCUGACACAUGGCCGGCUGGAUGCUACUAACAUUAUAGUGCAGCCUGGAGUUGGCGUUGUUGGUAUCGUUGGUUGGGAAGACGCGGGGUAUUACCCGGAAUAUUUUGAGUUGGUCGUUAUAAUCGGUGGAGUGAGGUGUGGUUACUAUGGGGAGCUGCUGAACAUAUUUCCGCAGCGGUAUGAUGCCGAGUUCGCGGUCGAACAGGUCAUUACACAGUGGAGCAAACAUAGAUGGUACUAGAUGGGAGGAAGUAAACUUAUGGUUGUAGAUGAAAGUGUCGCCCACUCCCCGACGCCCAAGAAGGUGAAGGAUUGGUCGCAGGGGUUCGAGUAGAAGAAACUUAUCAAGCAGAAGAAAACAAGAACAAAGCUGUACAACAUAAUAUACCGAGCUCUUGUGACCGAUAAAACCUUUUAGGGUUUAGCACCUUUCCUCGGCUCCCGGAUGGAUGUCUUGCAUUCCGUUCCUGCGGUCGGGGUCUGGGCGAUAUCCAUCGGAGAACCAAAGGUCUCCCCAACAUUUUUUUGGAGGCGCUGUGAUAAACCCCUGUCCUUCCUACCCACCAUACCCCUGUCAAACAUUCUGGAAUGCAAGGGCACUUUGUUCAGGCCGUUCUGUGACACAUGUGACGUUUUCGAUUACUGAACCCCUUCCUCCCGUUCUCACGUC
Molecule: messenger RNA, 1609 nt
Organism: Chaetomium fimeti
Lineage: Eukaryota; Fungi; Ascomycota; Sordariomycetes; Sordariales; Chaetomiaceae
Product: kinase-like domain-containing protein
Exons: 1
Coding region: 197-1180 (327 amino acids)
Source: RefSeq, a predicted model, not a curated record